Schizosaccharomyces cryophilus OY26 is the source of this 2505-nucleotide messenger RNA. RefSeq names its product CCR4-Not complex subunit Ccr4. The record is from RefSeq and is a predicted model, not a curated record. Lineage: Eukaryota; Fungi; Ascomycota; Schizosaccharomycetes; Schizosaccharomycetales; Schizosaccharomycetaceae. Gene Ontology annotation, biological process: nuclear-transcribed mRNA poly(A) tail shortening. The transcript has a single exon. The coding region runs from base 256 to 2307 and encodes 683 amino acids. Gene Ontology annotation, cellular component: cytoplasm; CCR4-NOT complex; nucleus. Gene Ontology annotation, molecular function: protein binding; poly(A)-specific ribonuclease activity.
CGAUGCACCUUGUCCAUAUAUAUCUGUAGAAUACUUAAACAAACCAUUUUUUAUAUAAAAAUAGUGAUAAAAGAUCUCAUUCUAAAUUUUCUUCUUUUUAUGCUUGUUUAUGGUGGUGAGGUUUGGUUAUCGCUAUCAGACUUGCUACCGGGUGAAACUCUUGCCAUCAACCAACAACCUCACUUCGUUUGCCUAAUUAGUGAAUGUUGUAAAAAAUUAAACAUCUCGACACAGUAAAUUUGCGAGAUACCUUCUAUGUUCAAUCCUAGGUAUACGCAAGGAACAAUCUAUUCAGGGACGCAUCCAGGGCUGCUUACGCCUGAUCAACAACAUGCAGCCAUUUUGUCAGUACAUAAUUCGCCGGCUUUAGAAAAUGGACAAAUUUCUGAACAUUGGAAACAGCAAAUAGCACUCGCAACUCAGUCAAGAGCUUUCAGCUCUCCUCAUCAACGUGCUCAUAAUGCCGCCGCUUUAGCUCGAACAAGUGGCAUGGGUACGAUGAAUUACAAUGCCAGAAACAAUGGUGCUGCUUACGGAGGAGCUGCUGCUAAUGCCUCAAAUGCCUUGUCUGGAAGAAUGAACUCUACCACAGUAUCAACUACUACUAGUAACAACGUUGGAAACAAUCUGUCUACAUCGAGUAUGAUGGUCACGACUACUACAACGAAGACUGAAGAGAAAAACGGUUCCACUCAUCGCCAAGCGCGACAAGAUUGGACUUGCUUGGAUCUCGGUGGUAUUGGAUUGCGCAACGUCAGCACUGAUUUAUUCAAGUUUUCCUUUUUGACAGAACUGUACAUUAAUCAUAACAAGCUGACACGGCUUCCAUCUGAAAUUGGAAAGUUACGAAACUUGGUAAUCUUAGAUGCGUCUGGAAACAACAUCAAAGCAAUCCCACCUGAACUCGGAUUACUCGUUGAACUCCGAGAGGUGUUAUUAUUUGAUAACAUGAUUACCGUUAUUCCUCCUGAAUUAGGUACACUGUAUCAGCUUAAAAUCUUAGGUGUUGAAGGAAAUCCUUUACAAGAUGUGUAUAAAUCUCAGCUUAUGGAAACAGGAACGACUGGUUUAAUUACAGCUCUUCGUGAUGGUUGUCCUGUUGUUCCUCCUCCUCCUGAGCGUGAAUGGGAAAAGCUUACUUCUGAUAAUGAUGAUGCUAAUGAAAAGUCUUUAAUGGUUGUUUCUGACGCCGAGGGGUCUAGCGUUCCAAAAUUAAAUGGAUCAAAUACUAAUUUUAAGUUUACGGCCAUGAGCUAUAAUAUACUUUGUGAACGUUAUGCUACGUCCACGCUCUAUGGAUAUACUCCUUCUUGGGCUCUUGCCUGGUCUUAUCGAAAGGAUUUGAUUAUGCAAGAACUUGCUGGCUAUAAAGCUGAUAUUAUCUGUCUUCAAGAAGUUGAUGUUGAAAACUUUGAUACCUUCUUUGCUCCCGAGAUGAGUAUUAAAGGAUACAAAGGAGUUCAUUUCCCAAAAAGUCGUGUACGUACUAUGAACGAGGUUGAGCGCCGAGUUGUUGAUGGUUGUGCUACCUUCUUUAAAACCUCAAAGUUUUAUAUGCAUGAAAAGUCCAUUAUUGAGUUCAAUCAAGCGCCUUCGCUUCGAAGACAAAAUAUUAAACUUACCUCGAACAUGUAUAAUCGCGUUAUGACCAAAGACAACGUUAGCGUCUUAACUCUGUUAGAAUCUAAGGAAACUGGACAUCGAUUGAUCGUUGCUAACUGUCAUAUUCACUGGGAUCCUCAAUUCAGAGACGUUAAGCUUAUGCAAGUAGCCAUGUUAAUGGAUGAACUCGCCCAGGUUGCUACUCGCUUCUGUUCGAUGCCCUCGAAACUUCCUCCAGAUUAUUUAAAAGACUCAAGACCAACUUAUUCAGAUUAUACAAAGAUUCCGGUAUUAAUUUGCGGUGAUUUUAAUUCUAGUCCUGGAAGUGGCGUCCUAGAUUUUCUAUCAUCAGGCAAGGUUGAGCCGCAUCAUGAGGAUUUUAUGAAUAAUGACUAUGGUGAUUAUACUUUCAACGGUAGAUCUCACCCUUUCAAUUUGAAAUCCGUAUAUAGCGAAACUCAAGAACUUCCGUUUACGAACUUUACGCCUGGUUUCAGUGGCACGAUCGAUUACAUAUGGUAUACCAAUGCUAACCUUGAGGCAACUGGUUUGUUGAAAGGGGUAGAUCGUAAUUACCUUUCAAGCAUAGUCGGGUUUCCGAAUGCACACUUCCCUAGUGAUCACAUUUGCUUGCUGGCCGAGUUUAAAGUGAAGCAGGAGAAGGCACCUCUAACAAAUCCUAAAUUUAGCAAUGACAGAAAGUGAUUGUUUGUAAAUGAGCUCUUUUUGGGUUGAUAUGUAAGACAUUAAAUAGACUAUCUUUUACGAGUAAGAAUAUUUAAUUGUCUGUAGGAAAUUAUAAGUUGUGUGUUCCACUAAGUAGCUAGUUCGUGCUUAUAUCAAACGUUUAUACAGACAAUUUAACGAUUUAUCAAGAUAAGAAGUACAUUGAAUCAAUCCCCA